This is a messenger RNA of Funneliformis geosporum, 936 nucleotides long. The record is from the annotation of a GenBank genome assembly. NCBI's taxonomy places the organism in Eukaryota, Fungi, Glomeromycota, Glomeromycetes, Glomerales, Glomeraceae.
AUGAACAAAAGUGGUUCUUUCAGUGCAAUUUAUUCAGCAAACUGGGCUGAAGGUCCUCGACGGACUUUGGAUGUAGGUGCCGAACAAUGGAUACGUAGUGGACCAACAGAUGUCGUUCUUAAGAGAAUUGACAAUUCACAAAACAUGAGCCAAUUAUAUUUAAAUCAACUCUAUAAAUAUCAUAUUUGCCUUAGAAGUGGAUGUUUGGCGAGCUAUUUCGGAAUAACCAAAGAUCCUACUUCAAAUUAUGCGUUCGUUAUGAAACUUUAUGAAGGCGGUGACUUAAACUCAUAUCUUGGGGUUCCGAAUUGGAAAGGUAUUGUUGAUAUGCUUUGGGAUAUUUCUGCAGGUAUCCGAUAUAUUCAUGAUAAUGAAUUAAUUCAUGGAAAUAUUCAUGGAGGAAAUAUAUUGAUUCGUAAUCAUCGUGAUUCGGAUAAUCCUAUGGAUGAGAUUCAAACUCGUAUCGCUGAUGUAGGAAUACACGGUCCUGUUGACAGGAACAACUCAAAUGAUAUAUAUGGAGUCCUUCCUUAUGUGGCCCCUGAAGUUUUGAAAGGGUCUCCACUAUCAAAAGCUUCGGACAUCUAUAGCUUCGGAAUGAUCAUGUGGAUACUCGCCGCUGGUGUUCGUCCAUGGUGUAAUAGGGCACAUGACCUUAAUCUCGCUAAAGAAAUUUGUUCUGGUCUUCGUCCUGAAAUUCCUGAAGAAACGCCUUACAUUUAUAUUCAAUUAAUGGAACAAUGUUGGGAUCCGGAUCCUUCAAACCGUCCAUCUGCCUUGCAUUUAUGUUGUAUGUUUGAAGAAUGGACGGAAUCUUUUGAUGAUUCUGGCAAUUUUGAUGCGGAUCCAGUGCAAAGAUUAGAAGAUUCGGAUUGUCAUCCUCAAGCUUUCUAUACAAGCAAUUUAUUAUACUUUCCUGAAUUAAUUAAUUCAUAA